Molecule: messenger RNA, 2926 nt
Organism: Syngnathus acus (greater pipefish)
Lineage: Eukaryota; Metazoa; Chordata; Actinopteri; Syngnathiformes; Syngnathidae
Gene: smad3a
Product: SMAD family member 3a
Exons: 8
Coding region: 518-1795 (425 amino acids)
Biological process (GO): cell differentiation; SMAD protein signal transduction; transforming growth factor beta receptor signaling pathway
Cellular component (GO): heteromeric SMAD protein complex
Molecular function (GO): I-SMAD binding; DNA-binding transcription factor activity, RNA polymerase II-specific; RNA polymerase II cis-regulatory region sequence-specific DNA binding
Source: RefSeq, a predicted model, not a curated record
GUUGUGCAGUCUGAAGUUUCAAUAGACACGCUCAGCUGCAGCUCCUGUAUUUGCAUUUCAUGCAGACUUUGCACGGGGAACCGCGGAUGACUCCGAACUAAAAUACUAAGAAAUACAGGACACUAUUUCGACAAACAAAUGUUUAUUUGAGUUGAUUUAGUGAAUAAUAGUGAGUUUGGGGAUUAUUAGGUGGUAUAUUUCUUAAAAUAACCGUUGUUUGAAAACGUGUAGAUGGGACUAGGUUUCCUGGCGGAAGGCUACUAAUUCCACAGCGCAACAGACUGCCAUCGCACAUUUCAUGAGCUCCAGUCGGGCGGACAGAGUUCACUUUAACGUUAAACCCCGGGAUGCAACAAUUUGCAUUGAAUCGCAUUCAAAUAUCGUGGAAAUAACCGUUUUGCCCGUGGCGUGCGGUCUGCAUUGAAAGACAACUCGCUCCCUUUUUUUUUUUUUUUUUUUUAUUCCCACGGCAGCCGAACUUGUGGCCAUUGGAAGAAGUCAAGAGCAAAUCUAAAAGAUGUCAAUCCUGCCUUUCACUCCCCCCAUCGUCAAGCGACUUUUGGGCUGGAAGAAAGGCGAGCAGAACGGCCAGGAGGAGAAGUGGUGUGAAAAGGCGGUGAAAAGUCUCGUGAAGAAGCUGAAGAAGACAGGACAGCUGGACGAACUGGAGAAAGCCAUCACUACGCAAAAUAUCAACACAAAAUGCAUCACUAUACCAAGGUCUCUGGAUGGCCGUCUGCAGGUAUCGCACAGAAAAGGUCUGCCCCACGUUAUCUACUGUCGUUUGUGGCGUUGGCCCGACCUGCAGUCCCACCAUGAACUGCGGGCGGUGGAGUUGUGCGAGUACGCCUUUCACACAAAGAAGGACGAGGUGUGCGUCAAUCCCUACCACUACGAGAGAGUGGAGACUCCAGUCCUCCCGCCUGUGCUGGUGCCCAGACACACGGAAAUCCCCAGUGAAUUUCCACCUCUGGAUGACUACAGCCAUUCAAUACCUGAAAAUACCAACUUCCCUGCUGGCAUUGAACCCCAGAGUAACUAUAUACCAGAAACGCCACCCCCAGGCUACCUCAGUGAGGAUGGCGAGACCAGCGACCACCAGAUGACCCACAGCAUGGACACAGGCUCACCAAACCUAUCGCCCAAUCCUGUUUCCCCCACACACAAUAACUUGGAUCUCCAGCCCGUGACAUAUUGCGAGCCAGCCUUCUGGUGCUCCAUUUCCUACUACGAGCUGAACCAGCGAGUAGGAGAGACUUUCCACGCCUCGCAGCCCUCGCUGACGGUAGACGGUUUCACCGACCCUUCCAACUCUGAGCGUUUCUGCCUGGGCCUCUUGUCUAACGUCAACCGCAAUGCUGCAGUGGAGCUAACGCGCAGACAUAUCGGUCGCGGAGUACGACUGUAUUACAUCGGAGGAGAAGUGUUCGCCGAGUGUCUCAGCGACAGCGCCAUCUUUGUGCAGAGCCCCAACUGUAACCAGCGCUACGGCUGGCACCCUGCCACCGUCUGCAAGAUCCCCCCAGGCUGUAAUCUGAAGAUCUUCAACAACCAGGAGUUUGCUGCUCUGCUGGCGCAAUCUGUCAACCAAGGUUUUGAGGCCGUCUACCAACUCACCAGGAUGUGCACUAUUCGCAUGAGUUUUGUGAAGGGUUGGGGGGCUGAAUACAGGCGACAGACGGUGACCAGCACCCCCUGCUGGAUCGAGCUGCACCUGAACGGCCCCUUGCAGUGGCUGGACAAGGUGCUCACGCAGAUGGGCUCCCCCAGCAUCCGCUGCUCCAGCGUCUCCUAGGGAACCCAUCUAUGGUAGGGACUGAAAACAACAAAAUGAUCCUUCAGUGACCCACAAGCCUGCUCUUCCCCCCCUUACCAGCUGUCAGUAGCACUUUUUUUUUUUUAUAUACUGGACAUGUUUGAUUUUUGUGUGGCAAAAGGGGACAAGUGCAUUAAAGUAAGACCAUGUUAGUAUGAACUCUGCUUGUUGAUUGUCACUUCUCAACAAGGAGGUGUUUUUGUUGUUCAAUUAAGAGAUUCAUUUAUUGAUUUUGUUCAAUUGUUUUAAUAUUGUACAUAUAGUAUGUCACAUUGUAUUGUUGAAGAAAGAAUCGCUGUCUUUAAAAUCUUGUUUAACCUCCUAUUAUUUGGCUGUCUGAUGAGUGUACCAUUUUUCCCCCCAAAAUUUUAAAACGAGGUGUCUCAGAAACAUAUUGGACAUACUUCCUAUCACCCUAAUGAUAUUUGGAACUGAUUAUCUGCACCACAGAUUCACAUUUUUCAACAUCUUCCCCUUGAUAGAGGGGUGGCUAGAUAGAUAGUAGCUCCGCCCCUGCUGUUAACGCAGCCUUUGCUACUGACACUCCUAUUGCUCACGUCACAAAACCUAUUUGUGUUGUCUCAUAAUUGUCAUGUAGUAGGCAUCCGCAAUAAGGACACCAGAGUCAUCUCACAUGGCUUAAUAUUUGUAUUUGUGUAGACAGUCCAGUUGCUUCCCUACUUUAUAUUCAUGUUUAAACUCUCAGGACUGUAAAAAACACAGCCUCAUUAUAUACAGAAACCAGGGGAAAAGAUUGUCCUAACCCAAAAUGACUUCUAUUUUUCUGGUCAGAGACUUUUUCUCCAUUAAGCUUUUGAUAAAGGGAAAGGUUUUGAUGGCAGCAUGUAAAUAAUAACAGCUCAGCUCAAUUUUUAUUUGUACUAUAUCGUUUAUAUUGUUGUUUUUGACCAUUUUACCUUUGUAAUGUUUUGUCAUAAGGUGAUCAAAGAUGGAUGAGAAAUACUCAGUCUUAGCUUUACUUCUUGCAGGGAGUUCAUUUACUUCCAAAAUAAACACUCCAUUACCUGAACACAGAAAAGAUACAAAACCUUCUUAGAUAAGAUCGUAUUUCCCGGCGUACAAGUCGCACCAGCCAUAAAAUGCUUAACA